Molecule: messenger RNA, 2888 nt
Organism: Malurus melanocephalus (red-backed fairy wren)
Lineage: Eukaryota; Metazoa; Chordata; Aves; Passeriformes; Maluridae
Product: gap junction beta-2 protein-like
Exons: 3
Coding region: 193-870 (225 amino acids)
Biological process (GO): cell communication
Cellular component (GO): connexin complex
Source: RefSeq, a predicted model, not a curated record
AUCCCGCGUGUCCUGCCCGGCCGCAUCCCGCGUGUCCUGCCCGGCCGCAUCCCGCGUGUCCUGCCCGGCCGCAUCCCGCGUGUCCUGCCCGGCCGUGCCAGGAACAGACGGCAAUCCUGCCCCUUCCCACCAUUGAAGGCUCGCAAGCGCGGGAAUUCGGCGGGAUAAAGAUAAAAGGACACAGAAAAGAAGAUGGACUGGAAAACUCUGCAGACUGUUUUGGGAGGUGUAAAUAAGCACUCYACYAGUAUCGGGAAGAUAUGGCUCACAGUCCUCUUCAUCUUCCGUAUCAUGAUCCUGGUUGUGGCUGCAGAGAAAGUUUGGGGAGAUGAACAAGAUGACUUUGUCUGCAACACCCUUCAGCCUGGCUGCAAAAAUGUUUGYUAUGAUCACUUUUUCCCCAUCUCUCACAUCAGACUCUGGGCCCUGCAGCUGAUCUUCGUCUCCACACCUGCGCUGCUGGUGGCCAUGCAUGUGGCUUACACCAAGCACGAGAAGAAAAGGAAGCUCAGAAAUGGUGAGAAAAUUAACAUCGAAGACCUAAAAAAUGAAAAGAUUCACAUUCGGGGCCCCUUGUGGUGGACGUACACCAGYAGCAUCUUCUUCAGGAUCGUCUUUGAAGCUGUCUUCAUGUAUGUGUUCUAUUACAUGUACGAUGGGUUCCAGAUGCCUCGCUUAGUGAAGUGUGAAGCUUGGCCCUGCCCCAACACAGUGGAUUGUUUUGUGUCUCGGCCCACUGAGAAAACCACAUUUACUAUUUUCAUGCUUGCUGUAUCAGGGAUCUGCAUGAUAUUGAAUCUGGCUGAAUUGUGCUACCUAGUGAUAAAAAUUUGCAUGAAAGGCCCCAGAAAAACAACAAUUCUGAAAUAAUUCCCCAGUUUCAGGAUUUCCUGGCUCCUUGUUUCCCUUAAACUUUCUUAGGUGUAAGAAAACAAUAAACAAUAUUUUCACACUCAAGGAAAAGGAUAAAAAAAUGAAUGCUCAUUUGUGUUUUAAAAAUAACAGCUUCCCUGGGAAGCUGAUGCUGAGGCAGGUUUUAAAGAUCAAAAGCUAAUUCAGUAUUUUUGCAUCUGCAAUUAGAGAGAAGCAGUCUUCUGACAGCAGCUUCUCCAAGUAUGCCUACUGCUGGGAUCCUGUUGUUGGGACAGUCUUCCAAAAGUGGGGGUGGAAAGGACCAGAGAAGGCUCUAGUGCCCAAGGAGAUCCAGGAAUCACAAACACACUCUGUUAGCUCAGAGACAAGCCAAAACCAAAGGAUUUUGGUUGAAAGUAGAUACCAGAGGAUUUUUGGGGUACAUUGCAGCUUUUGAGAAGGAAGAAGACAAGGAGGUUCUUGUGUUUAUGGUAGGUGUCCUCUCUAAGUGAUCUGGAGAGCAAGCAAAUGUUGUAGGAACACAGAUAUUCUGGCAAUGCAUGCUAUCAGCUCUGCUGGGCACCAGCAUUUUUUUUAUUCUCCUUGCCUCCACUAAGAAGCAUUUCAUAGUGUUGGGGGAGGAUAGUCUCAACUGCCUGUGAAUGCCAUUGGGUCAGUGCUGCCUCCCCAUAGUCACAGAGCCUGCAUCAGUGGGAGGAAUUAAGUUCGUUUUUCAUUCUCUUGAUCUGAUGAAAAAAGGGAUUUUCACCUCUGGGAAGGUGGAGACAGUGCAACUGUUUUCCUUCUCUUGUUCUCCCCUAAUACUUGGUGUAGAAUUUUGGUACAGUAGACUUUAUCUGAUGAAGAGACUUUUAACCACCUGACUGUGCCUCACUCAGCUGUAUGCUUUUAAAAUGUUUUGGGUUGGUUUUUUUUUCUGUAUAAAAACCAAGAAAAAAAUUGCCUUUUUUUCAUUCUUGGUUAACCAAAAGAASUGUUUCAACUUACAGCAUGAUAUACAGUGCUCCUUCCAUUGCUCCCUUUCUUCUAUCCAGCCUGCAAAGCUUUUCUUCAUAAAACCUUUUCCCUAUAUGAGGUACCUUUGAAAUGAGUUGAGCAAACCACUCCCAGCCUCUUUGACAUUCCAUAUUGUGAGAUUAGGUCACCAUUCCUUUUCUUAGAGUUGGUCUAGCAGGAAUUACAGACAGCUUGCAGAGCUAAAAUAGAAAAAGGGACCCAAUCAGAAAUGAGGAGGAACUCUGCAUUUUUCUUAAAGUUCACAUUUCUGAGUUGUAAAUUGUGUAUGACUGUCUUGGUUUGAAAGACAGGUGUUUGCCGAUGAAGGCAGGGACCCCCCCUUGGAGUGGUGGAUAUGAACCCCCCCCCUUCCCUCCGAAUUAUUACAGCUUUGAAAAUCACAGGCUUUCAGGCAAGAAUAUGGGUAAAAGGGAAUAACAGUUUUUACUAAUAUGUAUAACAAGGUGAAACAAGUAACAAUAACGAUAGCAACAAGCAGCCCAGUGCCAAACCCAGUGACAGCCUCACACAGACACACCCUCCCCUUUGGUGCAGUUACAGUCCCAGUCGGCAGGGGCGCUGUUGGCUCCCGGCCGGGCAGGGUGGGUGCGAUGAUUCCCCGGUGGCUGCAGGGGGCGCUGUGGCGCGGGUCCCGGCUGGUUCAGAUCUCCCAGUGGCCAAUGGUGGACACAAACCGGCAAAGGUGGAUGGAGAAAAAGUUCCUCUGCAAACUCACAGCGGAAACGCUGAUCUCGGUGCUCCUCUGGACAGCAAGAAACCCCAGAACGGCCAGAUGGGCAAAAAGACGAGCAGAAUCCUGCGGCUGCAGACGGGAUGCAGCAGAACUUGACCACUGCAGCUGGAAUUGCAGGGUUCCCCAGCAAGGCAUGGUGGGGAGAGGAGGUGGGCACAGAAGAUCACAAUGCAACAAACAGGAACCAAAGACUGAAGACGCUGAACUCUGCAGCAGCAGGUCCACCAUCCUCCCCCGAGCCAAGCAGGGCAGGAAGUGAAGCUAC